AUGUCACAACACCAUAUCUCUGGUAAUGACAAUGAUGCCACAAGCGGCGCGCCACAAGGCCUGCGGCGCCGCGGCGAUCGGACGCCCGUCAGCCCUUCGGCCGCCGCGCGCAAGGUCCAAAAUGCCCUUUCCUAUCGACAGAGUUUGGUCCUUUGUUACAUACGAACUUUUCGUCGCGUCGCCCUCCGGACUGACUCGCGCCGCUUCUGUACGGAACUGAUCGGCAUCGCCCCUACAGCGCGGGGGCAUAAGGCCGACUUUCCCCUCCGCGGCCCUCGCCCUUCCAAGAAAACUUUGAGCGAUGCUGUUACUGUCGGCUCUCGCUCUCCGGCCAGCUGUUGGGGCGACCGGGCUUCCAGGCGGAGCAGCGUCACGCGCCGACAGCCGCGGCGGCGAGUUUCUUCCAGUCAUCGCAAUGCUAAACAGUCUGCCUGUGUUCUAGUCUCGCCCGAAGGCCUCGCCGAAUCGCUAAAACUGUUUUCCAUUAUUGCCAAUAGAAGCUGGGUGUUUCUCGGAAAGGCAACGCUCUUGUCAAAAUUGGAGGCCGGCCGAAACGAAGAAGGGUGUGCGAGAGCAGGCAGGGGGCGAGAGGCAGGGCGAGCGAGGGCAGGCAGGGGGCCAGAGGCAGGGCGAGGGCAGGCAGGGGGCCAGAGGCAGGGCGAGCGAGAGCAGGCAGGGGGCCAGAGGCAGGGCGAGCGAGGGCAGGCAGGGGGCCAGAGGCAGGGCGAGCGAGAGCAGGCAGGGGGCCAGAGGCAGGGCGAGCGAGAGCAGGCAGGGGGCCAGAGGCAGGGCGAGCGAGGGCAGGCAGGGGGCCAGAGGCAGGGCGAGCGAGAGCAGGCAGGGGGCGAGAGGCAGGGCGAGCGAGGGCAGGCAGGGGGCCAGAGGCAGGGCGAGCGAGGGCAGGCAGGGGGCCAGAGGCAGGGCGAGCGAGGGCAGGCAGGGGGCCAGAGGCAGGGCGAGCGAGGGCAGGCAGGGGGCCAGAGGCAGGGCGAGCGAGAGCAGGCAGGGGGCCAGAGGCAGGGCGAGCGAGGGCAGGCAGGGGGCCAGAGGCAGGGCGAGCGAGAGCAGGCAGGGGGCCAGAGGCAGGGCGAGCGAGGGCAGGCAGGGGGCCAGAGGCAGGGCGAGCGAGGGCAGGCAGGGGGCCAGAGGCAGGGCGAGCGAGAGCAGGCAGGGGGCGAGAGGCAGGGCGAGCGAGGGCAGGCAGGGGGCCAGAGGCAGGGCGAGCGAGAGCAGGCUAGGGGGCCAGAGGCAGGGCGAGCGAGGGCAGGCAGGGGGCCAGAGGCAGGGCGAGCGAGAGCAGGCAGGGGGCCAGAGGCAGGGCGAGCGAGGGCAGGCAGGGGGCCAGAGGCAGGGCGAGCGAGAGCAGGCAGGGGGCGAGAGGCAGGGCGAGCGAGGGCAGGCAGGGGGGCCAGAGGCAGGGCGAGCGAGGGCAGGCAGGGGGCCAGAGGCAGGGCGAGCGAGGGCAGGCUAGGGGGCCAGAGGCAGGGCGAGCGAGGGCAGGCAGGGGGCCAGAGGCAGGGCGAGCGAGGGCAGGCAGGGGCACGGACAGGGCGAGUCUUGCGCGGCCCCGGCGGGCGGCAAGGACCUCGGCCGAGCCUCUGCCAGGGGCACAUCCAUCAGACAGCUGUCACGGCAUUAUUUUGGGGCAAUUGGAGCUCUAGCUUAGCCUCCAAUGGCCAUUUUAGAACACCAGGCACGAUGCAUAAAAUUUGA
Messenger RNA from Penaeus chinensis, 1713 nucleotides. Its product is annotated as protein argonaute-2-like. The record is from RefSeq and is a predicted model, not a curated record. The transcript has 4 exons. Lineage: Eukaryota; Metazoa; Arthropoda; Malacostraca; Decapoda; Penaeidae. The coding region runs from base 1 to 1713 and encodes 570 amino acids.